UGUUGGAGAGUUCCCUUUUCUCCAAACUCUCCAGCAUUUGUUGUUUGUGGACUUUUUAAUGAUCUGGUUGCUUUUUAAACCUGCUUCCUCUUGCUUCACCUUUUAUGGAAGUAGAAAAAGCUCAACAAAUUCUUUUAAGAUUUCUCCAACCCAAAAGAUGGCCAAGGCCUUACUGAGACGUCAGCUCUUGACCUGGCAAGCUCCCCGUCCUUGGCCACCUCAUUUCGGAGCUUCCUUUAGCCCCCACUUUCCUUGUACCCCACUCACCACCCUGUUGUCCUUCAAGGACCAGCCUGGUCAGGUGAUCGGUGGGAUCCUUUUCCUCCCAGAAAUUUGUGGGGGGCAUUGGGAGGGGGAGUGUUGAACACAUCUCCCAUGUGUCCUGUCCUUUGGUACCUGCCCCGUGGCCUCCCUGGGCCUUUCCCCCGCGUUUUCCUCUGCUGAUGCCAUGGCUGAGAAAACAGUGGUGGGUGAAGUUUGAGAUCAAUGAGGGCUGAUGGGGGUUACAAAGUGUGCUUAUGUUGUUAACAUUCAUCUGAGGCCCCCUUUAUGUGUUUCCCUUGGAGGUGUUCUCGUGACGGCAGGUUCACUGUCUGUCCCAGGCUCACGGGUUGUCCCCUGUGGUGGGUCCUGGGCUGCGGGGGUCGUCUCCUCUGGCUGCUGUUGAGUGGACUCAGUGUCAUGGUGACUUAGGCGGGGGUCAAGUGAGCAGGCGGGGUGAAAGCUCUGCCCUUUCUGCCUGCCUUGCCAGAAAGAUGGUCCAGCUUCUCUGAAAUAAGAUUUUAGUUACGAACAUCCCUUCUUUGACCCCAAGACAAACUCACAGUAGUGAUUUCCCUGGAACCCCUGGAGUGAGUGUCCUUGGUUACAAAGAGGACAAAUGGUGGAAGGCAGGCCCUGCUGGGAGGUUCCAGAAACACAGCGAGAACCAAGAGGGCCCUGGGCAGUGGCCUUCACCUGCUUCCUUGAGCGGCACUGUGCCCUCUCCCUGGGCCGUGCAGUGAAUUCAGAUCAGUGGGAGCUGGGGAAAGCACAGCCAGGGCGCCCAGCCAGAUUUGCAUGCAAAUAUGACGUCAGCAGUGGAAAAGCAACAGGCCGGUGUGAAAAGCGAAAGUACUUUGGUACAAAUGGAGCAAAGACAAAAGCGGCCCUCCUGUGUCUACUUCUGAGAUGCCCUGUGACCCCGGGCCAGCCCCUCUGCAGAAAGACGGGUGCCUGAGCCCCCCCCCCGUGACCCUCGCCAGGGUUUACAGCAGGGCGGGGGAGCAGCAUCUUCUAGUGUCUUGGAUGAAUACCUUUCUCUCGUGGCCAGGCUCAUUAUCCAUUUUCGAGACAUCCGCAGUUCCUGAAUAAGCAAAGUCCACCCUGGAAUAGACACUUCCUUCCCUGAUGCCUGGUUUUUUUGACCCAUGGAGGCUGGACCUGUGUUCCCGUCAGGCUGGAAGCUUCUGGGGCCAGCUUUCUCAGCGCCACCCUGCACUCCCUGCCCUGAUAACAAGAAAUCACAAGCUUCUGUCAGUGACCCUAUGAAUGCGCUGCAGAGCCUGACUGGUGGGCCCGCCGCGGGAGCAGCCGGCAUUGGCCUACCUGCUCGGGGCCCCGGCCAGCCCCUGGGCGGGAUGGGCGGCCUGGGGGCCAUGGGGCAGCCGAUGCCACUCUCGGGGCAGCCACCUCCUGGCACCUCGGGGAUGGCCCCCCAUGGCAUGGCCGUCGUGUCCACGGCCGCUCCGCAGACCCAGCUGCAGCUCCAGCAGGUGGCGCUGCAGCAGCAGCAGCAGCAGUUCCAGGCACAGCAGCAGGCGGCGCUGCAGCAGCAGCAGCAGCAGCAGUUCCAGGUGCAGCAGAGUGCCAUGCAGCAGCAGUUUCAGGCCGUGGUGCAGCAGCAGCAGCUCCAGCAGCAGCAGCAGCAGCAGCAUCUGAUCAAGUUGCAUCAUCAGAACCAGCAGCAGAUGCAGCAACAGCAGCAGCAACAACUACAACGGAUGGCACAGCUGCAGCUGCAGCAACAGCAACAGCAGCAGCAGCAGCAGCAGCAGGCUUUGCAGGCCCAGCCGCCAAUACAGCAGCCCCCAAUGCAGCAGCCACAGCCUCCCCCCUCACAGGCCCUGCCCCAGCAGCUGCAGCAGCUGCAUCACCCGCAGCACCACCAGCCACCACCGCAGCCCCAGCCGCCGGUGGCCCAGAACCAGCCAUCGCAGCUCCCGCCUCAGUCACAGACACAGCCUUUGGUGUCGCAGGCUCCGGCCCUCCCCGGACAGAUGCUGUAUGCCCAGCCGCAGCUGAAACUCGUCCGGGCUCCGAUGGUGGUGCAGCAGCCGCAGGUGCAGCCCCAGGUGCCGCAGGUGCAGCCCCAGGUGCCACCGCAGACAGCAGUGCCGACGGCUCAGGCCUCCCAGAUAGUGGGUCCUGGAGUCCAGGUCAGCCAGAGUGGCCUCACCAUGCUGUCGUCACCGUCGCCGGGCCAGCAGGUGCAGACCCCGCAGUCGAUGCCCCCUCCCCCCCAGCCGUCCCCGCAGCCCGGCCCACCCAGCUCACAGCCCAACUCCAACGUCAGCUCCGGCCCUGCCCCGUCCCCCAGCAGCUUCCUGCCCAGCCCUUCGCCGCAGCCCUCCCAGAGUCCGGUGACGGCGCGCACCCCGCAGAACUUCAGCGUCCCCUCCCCAGGACCUUUGAACACGCCUGUGAACCCCAGCUCCGUCAUGAGCCCCGCGGGCUCGAGCCAGGCCGAGGAGCAGCAGUACCUGGACAAGCUGAAGCAGCUGUCCAAGUACAUCGAGCCCCUGCGCCGUAUGAUCAACAAGAUCGACAAGAACGAAGACAGAAAAAAGGACCUGAGUAAGAUGAAGAGCCUUCUGGACAUACUGACAGACCCCUCCAAGCGGUGCCCUCUGAAAACGUUGCAGAAGUGUGAGAUCGCCCUGGAGAAACUCAAGAAUGACAUGGCAGUGCCCACGCCCCCACCUCCCCCGGUGCCGCCAACCAAGCAGCAGUACCUGUGCCAGCCACUCCUGGAUGCCGUCCUGGCCAAUAUUCGCUCACCUGUCUUCAACCAUUCCCUGUACCGCACGUUCGUGCCUGCCAUGACGGCCAUACACGGCCCCCCCAUCACGGCCCCGGUGGUUUGCACCCGGAAGCGUAGGUUUGAAGAGGACGAACGGCAGAGCAUCCCCAAUGUGCUCCAGGGGGAGGUGGCCCGGCUAGACCCCAAGUUCCUGGUGAACUUGGACCCUUCUCACUGCAGUAACAACGGCACCGUCCACCUGAUAUGCAAGCUGGAUGACAAGGACCUCCCCAGCGUGCCACCGCUGGAGCUCAGCGUGCCUGCCGACUACCCUGCCCAGAGCCCACUGUGGAUCGACCGGCAGUGGCAGUACGACGCCAACCCCUUCCUGCAGUCGGUGCACCGGUGCAUGACCUCGCGACUGCUGCAGCUCCCUGACAAGCACUCGGUCACGGCCCUGCUCAACACCUGGGCCCAGAGCAUCCACCAGGCCUGCCUCUCGGCCGCCUAGCCGCCACCGCCACUGCAUCUCCGGCUGCCUGCCCUCCAGGGACCGUGGGGCAACCGGCAGCCUCGUCGGGGCCCCGUGUCGGACAUUUCUAGAUGCUGGCUUCCUUAGAGAGCUUGGGCUUAGGUUAGCUUUCCUGCUUUUAUCUUCUGCCUUGGGGACCCGCCAAACAUUUCCCACACUUGGACAGGACUGGGACAGGCAGCUGGCUGCUUCCUCCAGGAGCCAGGCACGCCUCCAGCCCUGUGCUCCUCAGGCUACUAUCCCCGCAGCCUCUGCAGGGCCCGUGUCCUUCCUCGGGAACUCAGGAUCCUGUGUGAGCCUCUUGCGUGUGCGCCAGAAAGCUCUUCUACCGUUUCCAUAGGAGAACGUGCAGGACAUAGGAAACCCUUAAAACAUGCAGAAUUCCCUGAUCACGGUUUUGGGUUGAGAUCGUGCCACCGUUGGCAUGUGGGGCACGCCACAGGGAAGCUCCAGGAUCCGGGGGCGCUGACUGCAGCUCGAGGGAAGGUCUGUUUGUGGCUGUGGGUCCCCGGCCACCGGCUGGGCCUCAUACCUCAUGAUCCUUCUCAUUCUAGCCCUGGGAGUCUGCUCAGCACUGUGGAGGCACCCGGGAGCAGGGGUGUCUGGGUGGAUCUUGUUCCUGGCGCCGUGCCCACUGGUUAGGCACUUAGGCCCACUCGGGUUAGGAUGUUGUCCUUGGGACCCAGCGUCUUAAGAACCCUUCAGACAGUUGAGGGCUCCUGACGGGGUGCCAGCCGGCUCUCUGGCGAUGAGAGGUUCCCCCCUUUUGUAUGUGCAUUACCGUGUCUUCUGUGGUUCUUAUAAUAAAUUUAUUAUUCCUGUGUU
Messenger RNA from Delphinapterus leucas (beluga whale), 4358 nucleotides. It is a transcript of the gene MED15, whose product is annotated as mediator complex subunit 15. The record is from RefSeq and is a predicted model, not a curated record. Gene Ontology annotation, molecular function: transcription coregulator activity. Lineage: Eukaryota; Metazoa; Chordata; Mammalia; Artiodactyla; Monodontidae. Gene Ontology annotation, biological process: regulation of DNA-templated transcription.